AUGAAAGAAGCGGAAGCGUGGAAGGCCAUCGCCACGGCAAAUAUCCUUCAAGCUCGAAGCAAAAGCGGCCGCAGGGGCACGAAGUCACGCACUGGCUGUCUGCUCUGCAAGCAUCGAAGGGUCAAAUGCGAUGAGGGUCGUCCUCGUUGUCAGCAAUGCUCAACAGCAGGACGAAAAUGCGAGUAUGCGGGAUCUAAGUCGCCACCAGAGCCCUCCCGAUCUUCGUCUCCCAGCGAGGACAGCAGUGUCUCAACGAUUGAGCGACAGUUGUCUCCGUGGGCUCUGAAUCCCGGUGACAAACGAACAUUUGACUAUUUCCUUUCUUGGACGGCACCGCGGAUGGGUGGUUCGUCGAUGGACAAGCCGUUUUGGUGUGGUCCGAUGCUUUCACUUGCUCAAAGCGAGCCUGUGAUCCUCGAUGCUCUGCUGGCCAUCUCAAUCCUUUAUGAACAUCCUCAAUACAUGAAGACAUUCCUAACUAACAAUGAACAUUAUCCCACACCCAGGGAUCACCCUGCAAUUUCUCCAGUCUCAAGCAUUGAUAACAACUAUGCAUCUGCGCUGCGAUACUACAAUCGAUCGAUGAAGACAUUGAGGAAGCAAGUCGAAGCCAACAAGGCAAGCACACUGUUGGCGUUGGUCUCUUGUAUGCUUUUCACAUGCAUCGAAGUCAUCAGAGAUUCCGUCUUCUCGGCUCUCGCCCUCCUCACGAAUGGAAUCAAGCUGCUCGAACAAGUCAGCUCUUGUCCUCUUGCUUCGGAUGAUGCGCUUUUCAAACCAACGAGGCAGAUUUUGAUCAGGAUGAGUCUUACAGCUGCUGCGUUUGGGCAUUGGCUGCCGAUUGACAUCACCCCUCAUCCUUUCAUCGGCGGGGAAGACGUCGUGUUCCAUAGUCUGGAAGAUGCUCGCGAUGCGCUGUUUGCGCUCAAUCAGGACGGUCAUAGAUUUCUGCAAGAUGCUGCGCGGUUGUGGAAGGAAUUCACAGAGGCGUCAGAUGCCUCACAUCCCGACAAUCAAUCCAACUUGGACACCUCACCAUUCGAACAUCUAUCGGAUCCGGAGGAAGACCAAUCUCAAAACCAAGACGACGUACUCUACACCCUUCGCUACGGCUGCAGCGCAGAAGCAGCGGUCACGAAACAUCCAGGCCAAGAAGACAUCCCCUUCAUGCUCUACGAGGCAGCCAUGUACGGAGAUUUGUCCCUACUCAUACCUCCUGUCAUCCAAACUGCGGGCGACGAUCUAGAGCAUCGUAUUCGUGAGUGGUACCACGUGUUCGUGCGCAGUGGACUUGCCAGAGACCAUGACGAUGCGGCGUGCAGCUUGCAGAUGCUCUACCAUGUGUUGCUCGUGAGUGUUGCGGUUCGAAUGGCACCCAUGCAGACCGCUUUUGAUGACUAUACUUACCACUUUCGGGAAAUUCUUCGAUUGGCGGCGGCCUACAAUACAAAGAAGUCGGUUGAGAGAGCGGUGUUUACGUUGGAGGUUGGAGCUCUCGCGCCACUUUGGUUCGUGAUCUUGAAGUGUCGGAUUCCGUCUCUACGAAGGCAGGCUUUGAGUCUACUUUCGACGGGCGUUGAAAAGGAGUCCGUCUUUGGAGCAAGGUCUAUGGGCGAGAUUGGCGUACGUAUCAUUGCAUUCGAAGAGCAAGGUCUUGGGCUUUCCUUGCCAUCACUGGGACGCACUUCCCCAAUGCAGGAUAUUGACGAUGAUCGCACACCCUUCGAGGAGCAGAGGAUCCAGAACCUCGAGAUUCUGGUUAAUAGAAUUGUGGGGAGAUUUGAGGUGCGGCUUACGCGAUAUCUGAGAGGAGCAGAGGGACGCCUUUACAAGGAUGUCACGGACGUGCCGCUGUGA
Messenger RNA from Ramularia collo-cygni, 1857 nucleotides. RefSeq lists its product as uncharacterized. The record is from RefSeq and is a predicted model, not a curated record. The transcript is spliced from 5 exons. Gene Ontology annotation, molecular function: DNA-binding transcription factor activity, RNA polymerase II-specific; zinc ion binding. The coding region runs from base 1 to 1857 and encodes 618 amino acids. Lineage: Eukaryota; Fungi; Ascomycota; Dothideomycetes; Mycosphaerellales; Mycosphaerellaceae. Gene Ontology annotation, biological process: regulation of DNA-templated transcription.